Messenger RNA from Actinia tenebrosa (Australian red waratah sea anemone), 1053 nucleotides. RefSeq lists its product as uncharacterized. The record is from RefSeq and is a predicted model, not a curated record. NCBI's taxonomy places the organism in Eukaryota, Metazoa, Cnidaria, Anthozoa, Actiniaria, Actiniidae.
AUGGUAAGACAGUUCAUUUCCAAGUGCGUCAAGUGUCGUUACCUCAGAGGUACCACUGGAGAACAGAAGAUGGCGGAUUUGCCUAAGUCACGCCUGGAACCUGCCCCGCCGUUUACAUACUGCGCGGUCGAUUAUUUCGGCCCGUGGUACGUCAAACAACGAAGAUCCACCGUCAAGAGAUACGGCGCGUUGCUCACGUGUUUAGCAAGUCGCGCUGUGCAUAUCGAAGUGGCUGAUUCACUGGAAACGGACUCAUUCAUACAAGCAUUAAGGAGGUUCAUCAGCAGAAGAGGUCCUGUCAGAGAAAUUCGCUGUGAUAGAGGUACAAACUUUGUUGGUGCUGAAGCUGAACUUAAGAGACCUAUUGAUGAGAUGGACGACCAGAAAGUGAAAGCAGAACUACUAAAGGAAAACGUAGAUUGGGUCAAGAAUCCAGCUUCCGCAAGCAACUUUGGAGGUGUCUGGGAAAGACAAAUUAGAUCAAUCAGAAACGUCAUGAACGGACUUCUAAGAGAGCAUUUUGCCCGCAUUGAUGAAGAAACGCUGAGAACUUUCCUAUGUGAAGCAGAGGCUACCGUGAAUAGCAGACCCUUGACGGUGGAGACACUCAGCGACCCCCUGUCCGAACCGCCGAUUUCUCCAAGUACGCUGCUCACUGGGAAGACAAGACUCGUGUUACCUGCACCUGGAGAGUUCAAAAGAGAAGAUCUGUACUGCAAAAGGAAAUGGAGAACACAACAUCUAGCACAAGAAUUUUGGCAGAGAUGGAGCAAAGAAUAUUUGCAACAGCUACAAGCAAGACCGAAAUGGACCCAACCGAGAAGGAACUUCAGAGCAGGAGAUGUAGUCUUACUAAAGGAAACCUUGUCCCCAAGAAACAAAUGGUCGUUGGCUAGAGUCGUGAACGUGUAUCCGGAUGAUCAAGGUCAAGUUCGAUCAGUCACGGUACUGACAUCCAACAGAUCCAAGUUGGAGAGACCUAUAAACAAGCUUGUUCUGCUUGUAGAAUCGCAGGGAGACCGGGAUUCCCCGACGAGGAACCAGAACGGUUAA